AUGACUCCCUCUGCCAGCCUGCUGCUGCUGCUCCUGCUCGGCCUCUCUCAGGCACUUCCUCUCCAGGAGGAAGGAGGUGAAGAAGAAGAAGAAGUCCCAGACACCGUGGACAUCAGCACCAGGAUUCUGAUGUCCAACAACGCCACUGAUGAGAUCCUGCUGGAAGGAGACCUGCUGGCUCCCACAACCAGAAACGCCAUGACGUGCUGGAACCAGCAGUGCCUGUGGAAGAAAGCCUCCAACGGCUUGGUGAUAAUCCCCUACACCGUGACCAGUCAGUUCACCAGAUGGGAGGUACAGAAGAUCCAAUACGCCAUGAAUUCCUUCCACAGCAGCACCUGCCUCCGCUUCGUCCCCCGUACAAAUCAGUACGACUACAUCAGCAUGGAGAAAAGAGCGGGAUGUUUCUCCUCUCUGGGCAGAACGGGAGGCAGACAGGUGCUCUCUCUCGGGCAGGGCUGCCUCUACCACGGCAUCAUCCAGCACGAGAUCAACCACGCUCUGGGCUUCCAGCACGAACAGACCAGGAGCGACCGCGACUACUACGUCAGGAUCAACUGGGGGAACAUCAACUCAAAUAUGGCCUUCAACUUCUACAGGCAUUCCACCAACAACCUGAACACUCCCUACGACUACUCCUCCGUCAUGCACUAUGGAAGAACAGCCUUCUCCAUCAACGGGAGGGACUCCAUCACCCCCAUCCCCGACCCCAACAUCCAGAUCGGCCAGAGGAAGGGCAUGUCUUACUGGGACAUCAAGAGGAUCAACCUGCUCUACAGAUGCUAAUAACAAUGCUGAUGAUAAAUAACAAAUUCCAACUGUUUCUGUUUUCAGUAAUUAACCAAGAGCUACUGUAACUAGUGGAAUCAAUGCUAAACAUUUCAGUUUCUUUCACCACAUUUUUUUCAAAUGUUCAAGCAACUGAAUAUUUGACUCCAUACAUGCCCUAAUAAUGUGUAAUAAAGG
This is a messenger RNA of Centropristis striata (black sea bass), 966 nucleotides long. Its product is annotated as high choriolytic enzyme 1-like. The coding region runs from base 1 to 786 and encodes 261 amino acids. The transcript has a single exon. The record is from RefSeq and is a predicted model, not a curated record. Lineage: Eukaryota; Metazoa; Chordata; Actinopteri; Perciformes; Serranidae. Gene Ontology annotation, molecular function: metalloendopeptidase activity; zinc ion binding. Gene Ontology annotation, biological process: proteolysis.